UCUCACCUUCACAUACCACAUGCCCCAAACCGUCAAUUAAUGUCACCUUCAAUAGGAUCUUCCAGCUUGGUAAAUAAUCCUAUUGUUGACCUGAAUGGUUCAAUGGAAUAGGCCAUUCACAAUGGCUUGUAAUUCACUCGUGACAUUCUUGUUCUGCAAUAAAGAACCAUUACUUCCUUCUUCUGCCUCCUCUAUAACUUCUCGGAUGCGUCUUUGACACCAAGCGCCUUUUCUUUCUUUCGGAUUUCAACAUUGGCAAGCUGCCUACUUAGCAUUACUAGUAUUAUAUACGAUUUCUAUUCCGCCAUGGCAAACAUUCAAGCUUCCGCUUCAACCUCUUCCGCUGCUGUGGCCAAGACUGGGAUGCGGGCACCCCAUUCGCUUUACAGCAUGUCACUCCGUUUCCUGAUGAAGCACGUCCAUGAAAUCUAUGACGUGGGCGACGUUCCUUUCGAGACCAUCAAGCCGGUCCUCGUGAAGAUCACGGAAGCCGAUCAGCUCAAACACCUCGAAGACCACUGCCCGCAGCUCAAAGGACAUACUGGCGAUCUCUGGCUCAAGCUCAUCGAGAAAGAGUUCUCGAACUCCAGGACCCUCGAGUUCCCUCCCAUUCCCGACAAUCCCAAGUCCUGGUCGAAGGUCUACUAUAACUACCGCCGCAUCCAAGACCAGCACAUCAAAGAAGCCGAAGCCGACCUCAAGUCCCUCUUCAGCUCCGUCGAUGCCUCCCGCCAAGAACAAGCCAAGCUCAUGGUCACCGACCGCGCCCCCGUCAAGCCCGGAAGAUCUCGACGUUUCGGCGGCCCCCCGCCCAAACCCUCCGCCAUGGCCGCCAUCAUGAAGCAAGGUCCCCAGCGCCGCGACGUCUUGCGCAUGGGCCGCCCCACCAUCCCGACCAAAGGCUUCGGUGUGUCCAAGGCGCCGAAGAGCAUGCUUCCACCGGCGCGCAUCCAGCGACGCCCGACGCAGCCCGCGAUUGCUGCUCCGAUUGCCACGGCCGCGACGCUCGCCCCACCCCGCAAUAGUCGCCUGAUCGGGCCCCUCGGACGCCGGCCGACUCAUCCUGUUCGGCCCGCGCCUCGACCCGGCGUAGCGCCCACCGCCGUCCCCGAAAAGCAACUCGAACGCGACCCGCCAGCGCCUGCCACGCCAAAGACGUGGGGAUCGCGGAAGAUGGAUGCGGAACACGCAGCGAAGAAGGAGGAGACGGAGCGGGUAGUUGCAGGGGGGAGCACGAGGACGACAAGUCCGAACCGGGUGGAGAGGAGGAAGGAUGGGAGUCCGGUCGGGUCGCCGCAGGCGCCGUUGGCGAGGAAGCGGAAGAGGAAUACGAUUUUGAUGCCGAAUAAGCGUACGCGGUAGAUGGGUGAUAUGGGUUGGAGAAGGUUAGAGACGGGGGGGUUGAUUAUUUGAUGGCUGGGGUUAUGAGGUGCUGGUGGGUUUGAUAUGGCAGUGAUGGGAGACUGAAACCAUGCCGCACGAAGCAUCGAGAAGGUCUACAAGAGUACCAGCGGGACAUCGCUGUAAUUAAGGAGUUUCAUCGAUCAUGGGAGGUAUUCAUGUCCAUCCUUUGCAUAGCGCUCGGUGUUUUGCGGAGGAUAUAUCACACACAAUUUAAGCGGCGUUCUUUAGUUUCACCAC
This is a messenger RNA of Eremomyces bilateralis CBS 781.70, 1641 nucleotides long. RefSeq lists its product as uncharacterized. The record is from RefSeq and is a predicted model, not a curated record. The transcript is spliced from 4 exons. Lineage: Eukaryota; Fungi; Ascomycota; Dothideomycetes; Eremomycetales; Eremomycetaceae. Gene Ontology annotation, cellular component: elongin complex; nucleus. Gene Ontology annotation, biological process: transcription elongation by RNA polymerase II. Bases 391 to 1362 code for a protein of 323 amino acids.